Messenger RNA from Metarhizium album ARSEF 1941, 1602 nucleotides. Its product is annotated as ribosome biogenesis protein Rrp14-C. The transcript is spliced from 3 exons. Gene Ontology annotation, molecular function: RNA binding; DNA binding. NCBI's taxonomy places the organism in Eukaryota, Fungi, Ascomycota, Sordariomycetes, Hypocreales, Clavicipitaceae. The record is from RefSeq and is a predicted model, not a curated record. The coding region runs from base 1 to 1602 and encodes 533 amino acids. Gene Ontology annotation, biological process: ribosomal small subunit biogenesis; ribosomal large subunit biogenesis. Gene Ontology annotation, cellular component: nucleolus.
AUGGAAGCGUCGUCGCUCGAGCACGUUGUGAAGUCUCCCCCGGCUAAUCAACAUGCACAGGAUCGUUUGCGCGAUUACUCAAAGGCUUUCGAUGGCCUCUUGAGCCUUAUACCAGCCAAGGUAUACUAUGGAGGAGAUACAUCCGAUCAAUGGACGAAGAAGAAGCAGACAAAGAAGGAAGCGGCCGCGGCCCGAAGGGGUAAGCUGGACCCGGACAGUGAAUUGAACCGAAACGCCAAGGAGGUCAUGGAUGAGCGAGCCAAGAACAAACGAAAAUUGAGACAGAUGGAGGAUCAAGCCGACGACGACGACGAAGACGAUGAGGAAGACGGCUCGGAAGACGGCUCGUUGGAAGCGGUUGAUGGGGUUGAGACUGAAAAGCCCGGUGAGGGGUUGAGAAGGAAACCCGAAGAGAGCAGUAAGAGGCUGAAAUUGGCCGAAAAGGACGAGCACCAUGGAACAGGCCCCGUAGAAACAGCGGAGGGGGCGUCCAAGCUAUCCAAGAAGGAUGCAAAGCGAGAAGCCAAGCGAGAAAAGAGGGCUGAGAAGAAGGCCGAGAAGAAGUCUUUGAAGCAGAAUGCUGUCGAGACGUCCAGCCGGAACUCUGAUGCGACCGAGUCUACCCAUCACAAGAACGAGGUGCAAUCAGAAGGCCCGUGGAACGAGACCAAAGAGGAUGCCGAAGUGGCUUCUAGAUCCGAGUCCGAGCCACACUCACCUACAUUCGACACGACUGAUCCGUCAAGUUCAUUAAACGACGCCUCAGCCGAGCAGGCCAGCACCACUACCUCAGUCUCCUCUGCCAUUCCUCCAUCAGAAAAGCCCAGGCAUAUCAAGCUUCCUGCUGACACAACUGCCCUCCGGGCACGGCUUGCUGCCAAGGUCGAGGCGCUGAGAGCUGCCAGAAAGGCGGAUGGUCCGGAUGGCAAGCCUAUCAGAACCCGUCAAGAGCUCAUCGAAUCAAGGCGGGCCAAACAAGCACAGCGAAAGGAACGCAAACUCGAACUUCGGAAGCAGGCGAGACUUGAAGAGGCGAGAAAGCGAGAAGAAGCACUUGCUUCCAACUCACCUAGUGUCAUGAGUCCUGCAGUUGAGCUAGAUGAGGGCGGCUUUUCCUUUGGUCGGGUUGCGUUUGGAGACGGGUCGCAGAUGUCGCAUGAUCUUAGCUACAUGCUGAACCAGGGAAAGAAGAAGGGUCCAUCUGAUGCCAAAACCGCGCUGCUCAAGGUGCAGAACCAAAAGAAGAGGUUACAAGAAUUGGACACGGAAAAACGCGCCGAUGUUGCCGAGAAGGAAGCUUGGUUGACGGCACGACGCAGAGCCGAAGGUGAAAAGAUCCGAGAUGAUGAGGCUAUGUUGAAAAAGGCGGUGAAGCGUAAAGAGUCGGCCAAGAAGAAGAGCGAGAAGGCAUGGACAGAGCGCGCCAAGGGCGUCCAGCAGGCACAGAAGGAAAGACAAAAGAAGCGCGAAGAGAACAUCAAGCAGCGCCGGGAGGAGAAGCUGCUCGGCAAGGCUGGAAAAAAGAAGGGCGGCGCCAAGAAAAAGAAGGGUGGGCGGCCCGGAUUCGAAGGCAGCUUCGGAGUCGGUGGUCGCCGAAAAUGA